AUGGCGACGCUUCCACAACAGGCUCCAGGGCCGGGUCCAACCGCUCAGGCCCUGCCUUCCUACCUAUCCUACUCGCCUGUCGCCACCAGCGUCUUUCCGUACACAUCGAUCAUCACCCAGGUCGUCUACGACCCUCAGGGAAGCUUUGCACCCUACCAGACACUCAGCACCGUUCAGGGUGUCUCCACCUCGAUCGACUAUUCGGUCGUCAAUGUUCCACUUCUCUACACCGGACCCUUUCCAGCUCCAGAUCUCGGCACACUCUAUACAACGCCCGGGCAGAUCUUGCCUACUCCAACAACUGCUGCUCCGACCCAGACCACUGCAGCUCCAACACAAAACACAGGUGCAAGUCCAUCCCAAACGGAUGCACCCUCGACGGGCACAAAUGACCCUGCAACGGCUGCUAGCACCGAUCAGGGAACCCUGACAGCCGAGUCUGCACCACCAGCUUCGCCGACCGCGACAGAUAACACCGCAUCAGCAACAGCUGGAGCAACCCCCUCUUCCGACACCUCACCGACAUCAGCACCGGCAAACACAUCGCUGAGCCCUUCAUCCACCCCGGAAGCCACAACACCUCCAGCCCCCGACUCCAGCGGAACAGCACCCACUUCUACCGGAAGUCCGACAGGAACGACUUCCAGACAACCAUCAGCCACUGCAGCUGGCGCACCGAAUCCAGGUGUGCGCGCUGCCAAGGGCCUCUCUGGCAGGCAGAUCGCGGGCAUCGUGCUCGGCGCAUUCUUUGCGCUUCUUCUGCUUCUGCUUCUACUCCUGUGCUGCUUGCGCCGACGACGCAAUCGACAGCAGCAGCAGACCGUCCUCGCCGCGGCGACCGGUGGAACCGGUACGGCUGAAAAGAGCGGCGCGUCCGGCUUCGGGCGAGGCGCAAGCGUCCGCGGUGGUGCUCGUGGCAACUACGCCGCGCUUGGCACUGCUGCAGGCGCUGCGAGUGCUGCAGGACUCGGAGCGGCGGGUGCAGCAGCUGCCGGCCGGCGUGGAAGCAUUGGCAGCGACGAUUGGGAGGAAGACCACCUCACUAGCGGCGGUGCUGGUUCGGGCUUCUUCGUCGUCGGCGGCAAGCGUCUGGGCCCGAAUCGCAGCGCCAGUAUCGCUUCUCGCCGAUCUAGACGCUCUUCCGCAGGCCUCGGUCCGAGCUACACCACUGCCAAUGCCGCACCAUCCUCACGCGAUGGAGCCAGGAAGGGCAGGAUGGCUGCACUUGCGGCUGCAGGAGCCGGAGUGCUGGGUGCAGCUUUUGGUAGCGGCAAGAAAAACAAGGCACGCGUGGAGCUCGAAGAAGAGCAGCCACUCAGCGAUGAAGAUGCCGAUGGCAGCAUGGCGGAACGUCGAGGGCUCAUGCCUCUGCACGACUCGCCCGGCAGCGGGUAUGGCUCGGGACCCGAAAUGCGCGAAGCGGGACGACACGGCUCGGGCGCCACGGCUGCACUUCUCGGUGCAGCGGCCGGUGCAGGAGGAGCUGCGGCCGUGGCACACAGGAGGCAUCGCAACGGAUCUGGAUCCGAAUCGAUCAGUCCACCGCGCGCAUAUGGAGGCGCGGCCAUGUCACGUCCGGCGUCGAGCGCCUUUUCGGGAGCAUCGUCGGGUGGGCAGGCGAGCAGCCACGCGACGGGUGGCACGACCAGCUCCCAAACGCAGAGGGCGGGCGGAGCAGCGAUGAGCAGCAGCAACAGUACGGGCGGAUUCACCACGUCUGGCAGCGGAGCGAGCUUGCCGCCUCCCCCACGAGCGCCGCGAGGAUCGCCACAGGCCGUGGCGAGCUACGCCAAUCUCGAGCCAUCGUCGGCCCCCGCACCCUCUCUCGCCCACGACGCGCGCUACUCGGUAGACACGACGGACAGCAAUGCGUCUGCUCGCGGAGGGCUUAAUGCGGCGCUGCUCGGACUCGGCGGUGCAGGCGCACUGGGAGGGCUGGGUGCGCUUGCUGCUGGGCAUCGCGACAGCUCGACGCUCUCACCUGAUAUGCGCGCAUCGCACGCCAGCGAGAUGUCCGCCGACGAGUUGCGGCACCUCCGAUCUACGGACCCCGAGCGAUACAGCCGCUUCAUUUCGACCGGAUCUAAUCUGCUCGGUCCAGACUACCAGCCAUCGCCAGACAUCGACAGCGAAGACAAGCAGCUCGGUGGCGCCGACGCGUUGGCGGCAGGCACUUUGGGCCAGCGCACACGCCUGCCCACCAUUCGCAGUGUCGGCGAAUUCGGCGAGAAGAGCGACAGCGGUAGCCAGCGCGGCACGGGCACGGGUGAGCGCACGGGAUCGUCGCAGCCACUCUCAUCGCUGCAUGCGGUGGGUGCCAACUCGGGCUCGCUGGGAGGCGGAUCGACGGGCUCGAGAAACGUCAUCUCGCCACUCCCUGUCUACGAGCCACAUCAGCGGGCGGGCGAGACUCUACCGCAUUACACGCUGCACAACCAGCCGCCUCAGCAGGGCCUUGGCGAGCCGAAGCAGAUCCAGAGUCCGAUCUCCGAAGGCCAGGGUCGGUUUGUAACGCCGCCCGAUUCGCCACGAAACACGCUCGGAGGCGCAAUGAGCGUGCGCAGCGGUGGACGGCCCAGCUCGGAAGUCCAGCGAUACGCCGAUGCCGAGGAUAGCGACCUGGGCGAGCGUGGCGUGCCGGGCGACGAUGAAGGCCGAGCCGAGCUGGCGGGCGCCGGUAUUGCUAGUGCAGGCAUCAUGGGUGGCGUGGCAGCGGGAUGGCGCCGUCUCACCAUGGGUCAGUACGCCUGGAUGCCCGGCACUACAGCCGCGCGAGGAACGCAGGCGGGAUCGUACCGCGACUCGUCGGGCGAGCUCAACGACGCCGAGGGCCGGUACAGCUACGAGCACAACGCUCGUCCAUCCGAGGAUUCGAGCCGCCUGCAGCACCAGCGACGCGCAUCGCGGCUCGAGCCGAGCGACAUGGGGCUGUCGGAUGUGCGGAGCGAGCACGCGAGCGUGUAUGGCCCGUCUGCACUCGGACACGCCACGAGCACAAGCUCGCCCGUCGCCCACCUGUCAUCGAAAGAAGCUUCGGGAAGCAGCGGCGAGCAGGCGAAAGGCAGUGGCGAGGUGGCGGGAGCUGCAGCGCUGGGUGCCGGUCUGGGCGCCGUGGCGGCGAGGCAGCGUUCGUAUCCGAGCGUGUCGAGUCGUGGCGGUGGAUAUGCCGCGAGUCAGUCGAACUCGUCGGUGAGCCGGCGCACGGGGAGCGACAGCACUGGGCUCGACAGUCUCAGUGCGGUAGCGCAGCUGAGCUCGCGCAGCACGGGCAGCGCAUCGACGCGAUCUGGCUUCCGCUCCAGCAGCCGCGGUGGGCGGUCGGGCGGAAUGAGCGAGGCGAGCAUGGGCAGCGGCGCCUCGACGGGCGCGGCGAGCUACAGCCCGAGCGGCAUGCUGAGCCGAGGCAAUACGACGAGCACGCGCGACAUGCGCGAUGCGUCGGCGCCCACGGCCAGUGCGACGUACUACGCUUCGCGCCCGAGCGGCGAUGCGGAGAGCCUGAUGACGGACGCAACGGAUGCACGGUAUGCGGAUGCGGAUGUGGCGAGCAGCAUGGCCACGCAGGGUGGGGCUAGCUCGCUCGAGAGACGUAAACGGCCGCGCAGCUCGAGCGUCGACGGACUCAGCCGCCUCGACAGCCUGCGCGAGGUACGCGAGGCUUCCGAUCCAUUCAGCGAUGCCGAACGCGUUGCCGACACUCAGCAAGGCGGCCAUUACCCAAGCGCAUCGCUCGGGGCGGCGGUGUCAAGGUCCGUCGCCAGAGACCUGCGGCAGGAGAGGAGCUCGCCUGGAGAGGCUACCGAUAGCAGCUUCCUGCAGUCGCAGCCUCUGCCGCAACGUAGCCGAAUCCGCUCGCUCCAGCCCGGUACUGCCGCUCCUGCACCGACCGCGUUGGCACCGUCGCUGUCGACGCCAUCGCUCAACUCGGGCGAGCAGGCCGGACUGCCGGCUUCCGAAUCGGACAAGACCAUGCCCUCGCUCGGCAGCACGAAUCUGUCGGCGGUGCCAGCGUCGGCGAGCUGGAGACCCUCGCCGCGCGUCGCGAGUGCGUCGCAGCGCGCGGCUGAGGCUCAAGCUGCGCUGCUGCGCGCACAAGCGUCCGAGGCGGGCGCGUUCGGAGGCGCUACACCGCCAAGAUCACAGGCCGCCUCGCCAUCGGGCGCCGAUGCACGCGCACGAGGCGCAUCAUACAACUGGGCCGACCUCGACACCACGUUUCGCAGCCAGGACCGGGCUGACACCUCAGCCGACGUAGAGAACAGCGCGGGCGACGUGCCCAACGACACGGACGCAGACCGAUCCAACAGAUCAUUCGACUGGCCCAAGUUCCUGCGCUUCUGA
Messenger RNA from Moesziomyces aphidis, 4341 nucleotides. Lineage: Eukaryota; Fungi; Basidiomycota; Ustilaginomycetes; Ustilaginales; Ustilaginaceae. The record is from the annotation of a GenBank genome assembly.